Messenger RNA from Naegleria gruberi, 1407 nucleotides. RefSeq names its product alpha subunit of protein prenyltransferase. The transcript is spliced from 5 exons. The record is from RefSeq and is a predicted model, not a curated record. Gene Ontology annotation, molecular function: Rab geranylgeranyltransferase activity; protein binding. Bases 57 to 1388 code for a protein of 443 amino acids. Gene Ontology annotation, biological process: protein geranylgeranylation. NCBI's taxonomy places the organism in Eukaryota, Heterolobosea, Eutetramitea, Acrasida, Naegleriidae. Gene Ontology annotation, cellular component: Rab-protein geranylgeranyltransferase complex; cytoplasm.
AGCAUCACAUCUUUUGGAUUUUUUUCUCUUCAUCUUUGACAAUCAACAACCCCAAAAUGCACGGAAGACCAAGAAAUCAAACCCUUGAUGAGAAGAAGGCACUCAUUCUGAAGGAGAAAAUUCAAGUCUUUUCAUCACUCAGAAAGAAUAUUUUGCAGAAUAAGAAGGAAGCAAAUUAUGCUCAGGAAUUGUUGGCAAAUAUUGAAACUGCUCUUUGUAUUUCCCCGGAAUUUUAUAGUUUGUGGAAUUAUAGAAAGGAAAUUAUUACACAUUUGAUUGAAACUGCCCCAGAAAAAAUCAAGGAAGUUUAUGAAAAUGAAUUAAAAUUAACUGCUACAAUUCUUAGUAAGCAUCACAUGAAGUCAUAUGGUACUUGGCAUCAUCGUUCAUGGGUUAUGAAAAAGCUUGACAAGACUUAUUGGGAAACUGAUUUGGAUUUGACAUCACAAUUACUGAAAUAUGAUAAUAGAAAUUUCCACUGUUGGAAUUAUAGAAGAUUUAUUUUACAUUUACUUGAAAGAAAGCCAUCAUCAGAAUUGGAAUAUUUAUAUGGCAUGUUGGAUGAUGUACAAAAUUACUCUGCUUGGCAUAAUAGAUCCUCUCUCCUUGUGGAAUAUUCUGAACAGGAAGGCAUUCCCCUCAGUGAAGUCAUCAAUCAAGAAUAUGAUCUUUGUACAAAUGCAUUCUAUACAGAACCAUCCAAUCAGAGUGCUUGGAUUUAUCACCGUUGGUUAUUGUCAACAUCCGAAGGAAAACAACUUAAAUCAAAGGAUUUGGAAACUUGUAAUGAUUUAUUGGAAAUGAUGACUGAUUUGAAGAAUCCAUUAGAUGAAAAAUGGUGUCUUGUUACUAUUGUAUUGAACAUGUUGGAUGAACACAAGCUUGAAGAAUCGGAAAAGACUACUGUUUUGACUCAUCUUGAGAAAUUAAUUCAAAUCGAUCCUACCCACAAGGGUUACUAUAAUGACAUUAGAAGUGACUUUUUACUCAAACAUACCAAUAAGGAUGAUGUUGAAAAAUUGGCCAUUCCUUCCAUGAAUAUUUCUCGAAUUAAUAUCCUCAAUGCUAUUCCAAAUUUGUGUGACAAUUUGAAAGUUAUUGAUCUUUCUAACAAUGAUAUUCUUUUUAUUCCUCAAUUAAAAUUGAAGAAUUUGGAAACAUUAAUUCUUGAUAAUAACAAGAUUAGAUUUUUGGAAGGUUUGAGCGAAUUGACUAAACUCAACCUGUUAUCCAUGAAGAAUAAUCAAAUCAAGAGAAUACCAAGUGGAGUCAUUUCUAAUAGUGCCACAAUAGUCAAUCUUGACGAAAAUCCUCUUCCGUACGAAGAAGAAGAGUUCAAUACUAAAAUUUGUGUAGCCUUCCCAAACAUUUCUCUUUGGUCCAAAUAAAAUAAUUAAUUUAUUUUUC